Gossypium arboreum is the source of this 874-nucleotide messenger RNA. RefSeq lists its product as uncharacterized. Bases 104 to 712 code for a protein of 202 amino acids. Lineage: Eukaryota; Viridiplantae; Streptophyta; Magnoliopsida; Malvales; Malvaceae. The transcript is spliced from 2 exons. The record is from RefSeq and is a predicted model, not a curated record.
UCACAGCAUAUCCAUUCAUUUCAGGCUAGGUUCUUUCAAAGCAAAAAUCCCAACAUCAUCCAUAGCUGUAAGAAAAUUUGAAAAAAAAAAACAAAAACCAGACAUGGAAGCCACUGCUGUUUAUAGCAGCAAAGGAAGUCCAUUUCUUUUUUCCUCUAGGAUUACAACCAGAAAAUCAUUUAAACCAUCACAAAAUGCUGCAACUUUCUCACCUUUUCUCAUUCAAUCCAUGGCUACUCAGAAACCAUUGCCUUCAGUUGCCAAAACUGUUGGUUCUAGAAAGGGCUCGAACUCGACCGUUUUUCCACUCGGCGAGCCAGGGCCAAGGAACAGCACAGUGGUGACACAACCAGUGAAGCUACUGACAAAUGUAGAAAAACUGAAACUGCUAACCAAAGCGGAGAAAGCAGGGCUACUAUCCGCGGCAGAGAAGUUCGGGUUAUCGUUAUCGUCCAUAGAGAAACUCGGGGUCCUAUCCAAGGCCGAAGAGUUUGGGGUGUUGUCGGCGGCGACAGACCCUGGAACUCCAGGAGCACUAUUGACACUAAGCUUGGGAUUACUGCUAUUGGGUCCAUCAUGUGUUUACCUUGUUCCUGAAGAUAACUUGGGGGAAAUUGUGUUGCAGGUUGUGGUGGCACUUGUAUGUGUUGCUGGUGGAUCAGCAGCUUUUGCUGCUUCAAAUCUUGUUUCAAAUUUGCAGAAAUCAAGCUGAAAAUUUGGCAUUUCAAGUAACAAAAUCUUGCAUCAAGCUAUAUUUGGUAUUCAAACUAUCUGGUUUUAUACUAGUAACAUUUUCUGUGAUAAUAUCAGUGUAAAUUCCAUGUUUUGGACUCACUGAAUUAAAUCUAGAGCAAUAUAAUGAACAUUUUAUUCA